CGAGAAGGAAGGAUAUGAUAAAUUGUGGCCGAUGAAGAAAAGAGCACGAGCACGAGUACGAGCAGGAGCACGAGCAAGAAGAGCAAGCGGCUUCGUCGAGGAAGGCGGGAAGAGGCGACGACGAGGCGGCACAAGCAAUACCGAUAAAAAGAUCAACACUAGAUCUGAUGUUAGCGGACAUUAACGGUAACUUGGCGGAUCUGAGAAGCGAAGCGAUGGCGUCGCAGAGGUUUUGUCUGCGUUGGAAUAAUCAUCAAAGUAAUCUACUCUCCGUUUUCGACCAACUACUCCAUGACGAGUCGGUCGUCGACGUUACACUGGCCGUCGAGGGCCAGCUACUCAGGGCACAUAAGAUGGUGCUGUCGGCGUGUAGCCCUUACUUUCAGGUAAGGGUACUACCCCCUCCAUAACAUCGAUAUAUAUAUAACAAUACACAAUAUUAAA
Messenger RNA from Apis mellifera (honey bee), 444 nucleotides. Its product is annotated as protein tramtrack, beta isoform-like. Gene Ontology annotation, biological process: regulation of transcription by RNA polymerase II. The record is from RefSeq and is a predicted model, not a curated record. Gene Ontology annotation, cellular component: nucleus. Lineage: Eukaryota; Metazoa; Arthropoda; Insecta; Hymenoptera; Apidae. The transcript has a single exon. The coding region runs from base 168 to 410 and encodes 80 amino acids. Gene Ontology annotation, molecular function: protein binding.